UUACUAUUGUCAGUUGUCAAUACUUAAAAACACCGGAGGGACGUCUAGUGCCGAAAUUUCAUUGAUAAAUAUUUUUAAGCUGAAAAAUGGUGUUUUUCAAAUUAUUUCACGCUUUUCCAAUUGUAUUUUUAAUUAUAAUAUGCAUCUCUAAAAUAUCCAAAGCGUCACGGGCUGAAUUUGUAACAUGCGGCACAAUGUUAAAGAUAAUGAACACAGAUUUGCAUCUUCGUCUUCACUCACACGAUGUCAAAUACGGUUCCGGUUCUGGCCAACAGUCGAUUACCGCUGUGGAUGUAACUGAUGAUCAUAACAGUCAUUGGCUAGUCCGACCAGCUAUGGGUGAAACUUGUAAAAGAGGGUCUCCAAUUAAAUGUAAUACCAACAUCCGGCUUCAGCAUGUAGCAACAAAGAAGAAUCUACAUUCACAUUACUUCUCAUCGCCACUAUCAGGAAACCAGGAAGUGUCAGCUUAUGGUGAUGAUGGCGGAGAGGGUGACAGUGGUGACAACUGGACUGUUGUGUGCAACAAUGACUACUGGAGAAGAGAUACUCCAGUGAAAUUAAGACAUGUUGACACAGCAGCGUAUCUGGCUGGGUCAGGCCGAACAUUUGGCCGGCCGAUCAGUGGUCAAGGAGAAAUAGUUGGCGUUACAUCUCAAUAUGGGGCAUAUACUGACUGGCAAGCAAUGGAAGGUUUAUUUGUACAUCCCAGUGAUCUGUUACCACACCAAGCAGCAAUUCAUACUGAAUUAUAGAACAAUUAUUAGAAAUUUUAAGUUCAUCAGAUUACAAUUUAUAAAUUUUUUACCAAAGAUUGAAUUAAUCUUUACAGUCUAGACCUCUAAAAUACUUAUUUAUUAUUUUUAUGUGGAUUCAAUAGGACUAAACACAAAUGUUUUAUUAAAUCAUACAAGCAAAAGAUGCUGUUAAAUGAUGCACAACUUUGUGAGAAUAAAUUGUGAUACAAAAAAUACACAAAUUUUAUUAAAACCUUUAUUGUCAAUUAUUAUCCUCUAAUUAGCGUAAUAAUAUUAAUAAUUAUUUUCUAAGAAAUGUUGCUAAAAAUGCAGUGCUUCAACAUCGUAAAAUCAUACUCAGAUAUUCCGAUCAACAAUUCUAUUUCUGAUGUUCAAAUCUAGACUAAAAAUAGUUUAGUCAUCAUAAACCCUGCCAUCAAAAAACAACAUGUGACCGAUACUAUAAAAUGUACACAAAAUGCAACCAAUAUUUAUUAAUUAUAAAUAAAUAAAUGUACUUCUUUAAUUUGGCCAAUAGCAAACACCUGGAAAAAUAAUUAUAUAUAAUAAAAGAUAUUUUGACUUUCAAUCAUUUAGAUUGUCUAAAUUGUGAACAUCAGAAUUAGUCAUAAUCAAAUAUUGAAGCACACAACCUUAAAAAAUAAGAGUUUAUAAAACUAAAAACAAUACAAAGGAUCAUUAUAUCGCACCAGUGUUUCAGUCAUGAUGCUUUUGGAUAAAAAUAUUUUAAGAGUGAAAAAUUUAAAAUAAUUAUGAAACUUCAUAUUAUAUCCCUCUAAUGUCAUGACCAAUCAUAAUCGCUCUAUAACUGUAAAAUAAGAAAUUUAAAAUGCAUGCUUAACGUAAGAUUAAAAUUCAAUACUUAGCGCUAAGUACAGCACUUAGU
Pieris rapae (cabbage white) is the source of this 1644-nucleotide messenger RNA. RefSeq names its product stromal cell-derived factor 2. Bases 87 to 755 code for a protein of 222 amino acids. The record is from RefSeq and is a predicted model, not a curated record. NCBI's taxonomy places the organism in Eukaryota, Metazoa, Arthropoda, Insecta, Lepidoptera, Pieridae. The transcript is spliced from 4 exons.